Messenger RNA from Gongylonema pulchrum, 228 nucleotides. The record is from the annotation of a GenBank genome assembly. NCBI's taxonomy places the organism in Eukaryota, Metazoa, Nematoda, Chromadorea, Rhabditida, Gongylonematidae.
AUGUCACCGGCAAACCAGAGUGGUAUUACUACCAACUGCUCUGUCAACAUUCCGAUCCCAGCAUCUGCACGCUCUAAUGGCGGUGUCUUGCAACGUCGCCUACCGCAGAUACCACCACUCAAUAUGAAUGUUUCGUUCGACCAGAAAUCACUCGAGGACGAUUUGCCGAAGCUAUCGCGUAUACCGCCCAGCGCUGAACAUCGCUACAUAAUUGCAAACAGGAGGUGA